GGGGCUGCCUGUGGUUAGCUUAAUUACAACUUGAAGUCGAAGAUGGAGCCAAUGUUCACUCCGGCGCUGCACAGACAGAGACAUCAGUUUGUCAUCGAUUUUGUCAAGAGGAAGAAACCCAAAAAGGUGUUGGACUUGGGCUGCUGUGAGUGCGUUCUUCUGAAACAGCUGAAGUUUCACCGUGAAAUUGAACUGCUGGUUGGACUGGACAUCGAUGGUGUCCAAGUAAAAAAAAAGAUGCAUGGAUUAGCUCCUAUAUCAACUGACUAUCUGCAGCCAAGUUAUGAUCAGCUGCGCAUCGAGCUGUACCAGGGCUCCGUCACUGAGAAAGACGCACGCCUCAGAGGAUUUGAUCUGGUGACCAGUAUAGAGCUCAUUGAGCAUCUCACUCUUGCUGAUGUGGAGCUUUUCUCUGAGGUGGUGUUUGGUUACUUGACCCCUGAGGCGGUUAUCGUCAGUACCCCAAACUCUGACUUCAACCCCUUUCUCCCUGGACUUGUGGGUUUCAGGCACAUUGACCACAAGUUUGAGUGGACCAGAACAGAGUUCAAGUCCUGGGCUAUGAAGGUGUGUUUGCAGUACGGUUAUGAGGUGGAGUUAACUGGUGUUGGACAGGCACCUCCAGGUCAGCAGGAGCGCGUCGGCUUCUGCUCCCAGAUCGGUGUGUUUCACCGUCUCGGGGGCAAAGAGCGUUACAACAUGUUUGAUGAAGAUGCUGAGGAUGUGUUUUCAUACACUCUACUGUAUAGUAUAAUCUACCCCAGCCUGCAUGACAACAACAUCUUGCGGAGGGUCCUGAUGUGUGAGGUAGUUUACUGGGCGGAUAAGCUGAAGAGAAGAUGGACCGCAGAGGAGACUGGUGAGAGGGAUGACACAGAUGAUCUGUGCCAGGCUGAGGGUGAAGGGGGGGAAUGCUUCAGAGCAUCGGAGAGACACGUGGACACUGAAGAGGCACAGACAGCAGCAUGUGGAGCAGAGAUGAAAACCCUGGUGGAUCAGGAAGAGGAGGAUGGAGAGCUGUUUUGGAGACGCGGCCAACCGGAUUCUGACAAAUGGCGCAGGUGUGUGUCUGUCCCUCUGGCUGUGCUCUGGUGCUGCUGCCCCAAAGUCAGCGUUCUGAGUGGAAGUGUCAGUAAUCUCAGACUCCUCCUGAUGGAUGAACCCGGAGUUAAACUGAGCCAGGACGGCUCUGCUAUGCUCCUGAAUCACCAGGAACAAGACCUUGAUGAUGAUGAGAGUGAUGAUGAUGAGCAUCGUGCUGAUUUGGAGGACAGCGGAUAUGCAGAUGCCCGCCAGUGCCCCCCCCUCGCUGAACCAGAGGAAGACUGGGAGGCAAAUGUUUGAUCUUGGAGUAGGUGACUUCUUGAGUCAUCAAUAGUUUACCUUGGUUACUACUGGACAGUCUAAGUGUAUUCACAUAACAGGCCUUUAGAAUAGGAAUAAGCUGAAGGCUCAAAUGUAAAUUGUAAAAUAAAAAGUGAGAAGAAAAAGGUCAGUGUAAUUGUUUUACAUUAUACCCAAGUUGAAGUGCAAUCUAAAAGAGGUCAAGGUUUUUAACAGUUUUAUUCAACAGUGCCAUGUACACAUUUGAAGCAUCCAGUAUACUCGUAUAGGAAGCAAAUGUUGGUCAAAAGCACAAGUCUGUAACAGGAAACACUGGACAGUGUCAUAACAGCGCAGAACACCACUUCACAGGAGAAUACACUUAACAGUUUUAUAUAGACAACAGCUUCACAGAAGAGAAGAAGAAACCAUGUCUGUAACAACAUGUUCGGUACCAAGAUAAUCACACCUGAUGAUCACAGGUACAACUCAAUAUAUUUGAUCUAAAAAAAGAAAAGAAACUUCCAAUAGUUGAUAUUUGGUUACCAUAAUUCAUAAACUUAACACUGUCUUGUGUAGUGAGAAUAUUUCUUUUCCAAACGAUACAAUAUUUAGCAAAAAUAUGGCACAAUAUCAGCAAUUUAUGAUAAAAAAAGAAAAAGUUUUCUUUUAUAGAUGAGAUUUCAACAUGGGACAUUUACACCAUACCAACAAUGAAAAACACAAAAUGAAAACAUGGAUUUACAGUUACAUCAUACACGGUGCAGAUAUCUGCCGUUAACAUGACGACAAAAUGUUUCCCUACAUGCUGAAUAGGCAAGCAAAAUGGUUCCUUCAAUGUGUUCAAUAUUCAGAUUAAAAGAUGGCACGACAUCAAAUUAGGACAUACAUGAAUAUGUGUCAAGUUCUGCAAGCCAAAAAAAAGGACGUCUUAAUCAUGCAGAACACACCAACGUAAAAACAGAACACUGACGUAUAGUUAAAACACCAUACACUGAUGAAGCUUGUGCGGAUAUUGAUAUAACAAGUAUAGUUUAUCUAGAAGAGGAGGUAUCCUACCUCUACUAUGGCUUAUGACGGGAGACAGAAGAUUACAGAUACUGUACGGUCUGUUAUCACUAGUUAUAAAGCGGCUAAUAUUCUCAUUAUGCAUAGGGCUGUCAAGAUAAUAACAGUGUGUUGUGUACUUUGGCUAAUUUGCUUAUGAACUGAAUACAUUGUGCACCUAAUCUCCUAUUAGGCUGGAUGACAUUUUCAGUAGAUUUAUAUUGUUUGAUGAUAUUUUAGCACUAAUCGUUUAUGUAUUGAUUGCGUCGGUUAAUCAGACUGUUAGAUUUUACAGUUCAGAUGUUCUGAGGUAAAGAUACACAUUUUUUUAAUCUAAAAACAGGUGCAGUUGAGUAUUUUCUUCAUGGCAGUGGAUUACUGAACUAGUCCUUCACUUUACAAUCUUUCUCUGUACAAUCCUUGAGUGAUACAAAUUACGAUAUGCGUCAGUUACACAGGUUGAAUUGUUAGUACGUCACAGGAUCUUCCAUUUGUUCACAGAUGGUAGCUUCCUGGUCAACAGGCCAGCUCAGAAAGAUGUAGUUAACCUCGCUAAGCAGUUAUACAUGAGACACAUAGCAGAAAAGCUGGGCAUUAGAUAUAUGCCCUUUUUAUAGUCGUUUCUUAUCAUAAAGCCCCUUUUUAUGCUCUCUAUUUACAGCCCUACAAAGGCAGACAGCUGUCACUUCAGAAGAAAGGCAAACUGCUUAACAGACAACAAAGUUGUAAUACCUUCAUUUGAACAAUUAAGGCGGAUUAUAUUACCAAUAAAAUGAGUUGCCAUAGGA
This is a messenger RNA of Notothenia coriiceps (black rockcod), 3158 nucleotides long. RefSeq names its product HEN methyltransferase 1 (gene henmt1). Gene Ontology annotation, biological process: RNA methylation; siRNA processing; piRNA processing. The transcript has 9 exons. Gene Ontology annotation, molecular function: RNA methyltransferase activity; O-methyltransferase activity. NCBI's taxonomy places the organism in Eukaryota, Metazoa, Chordata, Actinopteri, Perciformes, Nototheniidae. The record is from RefSeq and is a predicted model, not a curated record. Bases 43 to 1344 code for a protein of 433 amino acids. Gene Ontology annotation, cellular component: nucleus; cytoplasm.